This is a messenger RNA of Eimeria maxima, 2688 nucleotides long. RefSeq lists its product as hypothetical. The record is from RefSeq and is a predicted model, not a curated record. The transcript has a single exon. NCBI's taxonomy places the organism in Eukaryota, Apicomplexa, Conoidasida, Eucoccidiorida, Eimeriidae. The coding region runs from base 1 to 2688 and encodes 895 amino acids.
AUGGCCUCUGCAAAGUCCUGCUGUUUCCAAGAGGAUGCGGCGUGCGUAAUAAUAGAUGAGGGGGUCGUCCGAAGGCUCGCUCCAACGGAAGCCGAUGCCUGCACGGAGGCAUCUAUUCGGGAAUCAUGCGAGUUGGACGACUUGGUGUUAUUUUUAGGUCGUGCUCUACUCCUUACGAGGCGGAAUCUCUAUGUGCUAUUGUGCGUACCUACCGAAUGCUACCCCACUUCAUCCCCUUCGCUUCUCAACGAACCGCCUUAUGUCGGUUCUGGCCGUCGAAUUGAAGAUGCAGCCACCGUCGUUUCAUGCGGAAGCCAAGCAUGGCAUCUUACUGUGUGUCUUAACACCAGGGUGGGGAUUUUGGCUCGUCGGCUUGAGCUCACCUCAGUCCCAAUUAUAAUUCCGUGGGUUUGUGAAAACUCUCACGGACACGAGCCUGCAGGCGAGUCAACUCCAGCAUGCAAGCACUGGGCACAGCGAGCCAGGGCAGCUGUGUUGCAUCACUACCGACUGACUGUUGGAGUUAAUGCCUUCUGGCAGUGUGUUGAUGAAGCUGAGCUUGCUAAUGCAGUUCCACUUGUAUUGGAUACUGUCUCAUCUUUCUGCAGCCGCGAAGCCUGCGCCCUCUGGCCGAGACAUUGCCACCUAAGGCCGUUGCACAGUAGUAUCGAAGCUUGUCCCUCGAAGCAUGAAUUUCUCCUGGGAGUGGAGGGUCAGGGCAUCUCUAAGAUUCAACAGUCAUCACCUGCACAGCCAAAAUACCUUUGCAGAGAGACGACUUGCGGGGCUUCGAAAGAGUUCAUGCCGGCUGCCAGACAGGGAGACACAGCAAAAGCCGAUGAAGAAGUGUCGGCAGAAGCACCGUUCGGCUAUGCGCUCGUUGCUGGAACAUUUGAUCGACUGCAUGCUGGUCACCAGCUGCUGUUGGCCGCUGCAGUACUUUCGGCACGACGGCAAAUUGGCCUCGCGGUUGCCUCCGGCCCUCUGGUCAAGAAGAAAAAAGUUUCUGAGAACGAUGUUGCUGCAGCUGGCAUAGAGCCUUUCGCGUGCCGCCUCCAAGCCUCUGCUGCCUUUGUGCAACUGCUGGCAGCAUCGAAGGGGAAGGCGGUACACUUAACAGGCUUCAGAGAAGCAUUAGAGGAAGAAGAGAGAAGCAUGUUGGACGAUCUGCAGCUCCAGUCCUCCCUGGCAGGUAGGCCGGAGCGAUUUAGUUGCGGUUCUACGUCAGCGACGGGAGCUUUUGCUAGUACAGCGCCAGAAGAAGUGGACGGUAGCAUGCAGCUGCAGAUCUUCCGCAUAACUGAUCCGGUUGGCCCUGCUGACCGGCUAGCAUUUGACUGUCUAGUGGUUUCAGCCGAAACAGUGAAGGGAGCCAACAUGGUUAACAAAUCUCGCGUUGAGGCAGGGAACGAGCCAGUGUUCGUGCUUUCUGUGGAACUCGUGCCAACCGAUGGGUGGGUGCCUCGCCACUCCAUCGAGGCGCUUGCGAGGCACUUGCCUUUCCAUCUUUUCACGGAAGCAGAUCAAUUCGAAGGGAGAUCCGACUUUUCUAGGCCAACAGUAUAUGAAACCCUGCCGGAAUCUUUAAUGCAAUCUAGAGCGAAUGCCGCGACGAAAGAGGAGGAGCCUGCUGGUGUCGCACGGAAGUAUCGGAACAGCAAAGCUGAAUCACUGGAUACCUCAUGGAACAAACUAAGUUCAACGACUCUGCGCCAGCAGCAACUGAGGCGGCUGUGUUAUUGGUCCAUUGCAGAGCUCCGCAACCGAUUUGAAGAAGCUUGGUUUUGGCUCGCACGAAGCAAAGGCGAGGGGGAAAUUGCUGAACGGCUGUCCAGUGCCACCAUGUGGAACAUACUGUGCGCUGAACACGCAGUCCCUUGGAGAAGGUUGCACACUUUUGAUCGCCUGGCACGUGCCCUAAAGCGACUGGAGUCCUGGAAUAUCUCUGUGAAAAGAGAACCAAUUGUGCUAAGUCUGUUUCUGGGUUCGAUGCUGGCGUGCCCUUGCAAGUAUGUCACACUGACAACACGCGCUUGCGAGGCGUCUGACCCGAGAGGGCUGGGAAGAGCCGACAGUGCUACUUUGUGCACCUGUUUAAGUUGGAGUCCUGAGGCUGAAGAUGCUGCAUGGCAGAGAUGUGCAAUCGAGCUCUUAACAAAACUCCAGUGUACGUGGGGAGGUAGGCCGAGCGCGAAUGUAGAGAACUGUCAACAGGCUACUGGGAAGGUGUCAGCAUCACCCGCAACUGCUUCUUUUGAUACCUUACUGGAAGGGCAUUUCUCUCUACUAAUGGAUCUGCUCUGGGAACAGCGCACUGCCACUUUGGCCAGACUAGCCCCAACUGUCCGACCCGUCAGCGCGUCACGGAGACGGCAUGCUGCAGUGCGGGAUGAUGGUGUGGCAACGUUCAGGCGUCUCGCACGCAGGCUUGAGCAGUUGGAAUUCACUGAUAUAUCGAUGGAUGAAACGACGCGAUUGCAGAGACUACGACAAGAGUAUUUUUUUGUCACCGACGACUGUUUUAACAGCUACCGAGUCGAGCAGCUGGCACAGUUGCUGGAAAGUGAAAGUAGUCUCGACUGCCUAAGUCAUGACGAGCUCUCCCAUGCUCGAGAGAAAGUUGAGUGUGAGCUGAACAUAUUGGCGAGUCAAAGUUUACGCGAUGAACAAACUCCUCUUUCUCCCUGA